AUGGAUGCCUCCCAAGACUUUGUGCAACUCAAAGAUAAGAAUUCUGCCAUAAAGCUGAAACUUGGAGAAUUGGAAGGUGCAUACCAGAUUUCUCUGAAGGAACAAAGUGCGGAAGACGAAAAGGGAUUCCAAGUUUGCCGCGAAGCAGCACUGAAGGAGAAGGAGCAAGACGUCAAAGAGAUGAAAAAGUUGCGCGCAACCCUAGAAAUCAAAGACAAUGAAAUCUUCGAGCAGCGCGGUGUGAUCAAGGCAUCCUUUGACGAGCAUGACACAGUGGAUGAUCUUAUCCUCAAGCUCGCAGGUCAUCAAGAUGAUACGAGCAAAAAUGACCCAGAUUCCCACCUUGUGCGCAUUCAUCAAGUAGCCGAAUUGUUUAGGGGCUUCUUGGAUUCCAUGCGAUUUGUCAAUAACAUGCUUUUCCCGAGUAGCGCUAGUGGAAAUGAAGCAGCGGAAACCUUGGAGAAGCUCAAGAAUGCCCCCCACCGCCAUAAGGCAUUGGAAGAGGUCCUCAGCCAGAGGCCACACAAUUACUGCCUUGACAAUGGUGAAGGCGCAUCAUCCAAACAUCUACUUGUCGGUUGUGACCGGUGCAAUUCCCCGUCGUGACUUAGCCGGAAAUGAGAUUGACCAAGA
Messenger RNA from Lolium perenne, 633 nucleotides. NCBI's taxonomy places the organism in Eukaryota, Viridiplantae, Streptophyta, Magnoliopsida, Poales, Poaceae. The record is from RefSeq and is a predicted model, not a curated record.